AUGGUAGACUAUAAUUUAACCAAAGAAGAACGUUCCCAGCAGUCCGAAGCGUCAACAAGUCAAGCUCCCAAUGUAAAAGAGAAACUGACUGUUCUAGAUGAAAGCAGAGCAGAGAAUAUGGGAGUAGAUACAAAAUACACAGGGAGCUCCAGUCGGAGCCGCAGGUCUUCUGAUGCUUCUGGAACUUCCCAGUCAAGUUACCGAAGUCCGAAAGAUGCUCUACGCCAUCGCAUAUUGCACUUGUCUGAAUUGCUGAGGGUGGAGAAGGCCAAUCGUGAGGAGAACCUCUCCACUUAUGUGGAACUGGUAAGCAAAGCUGAUCGGGACAAGGCACCUUCCAUCCGUCAAGCAUUUGAACGUAUCAACCAACGCUCCUCAGCUAAUAUUGCUCAUCUCGAACAGCGUCUGCAGGAUUGCUUAGUCCAACUGAAGAAAUUAGAGCAGAAGAAUUUCCCACCUGCAGACAACAGUUCCUCUUCCCCGCCCCAAACUCUCAAGGUCAGUGUGGCCCAUCCAGGGCCAUAUAACAUACUCAGGUUCCGCCCUACAGAAGCUCCUCUAAUAGAAGAAGGCUCCAUCGCAAGUAGCGCAGAAAAUGAACCUAUCACAGAGGCAGCCUCAAAGCAGCACCUUGAAGAGGAUGCCAAAAAGAAGCUUCAUGAGCUGAAGAGCCAAAUCAUGGAGCUAAAGGACUAUCACAAAGCCCUGGACAAUCAGAGGAACAUGUUAGAAGAAGCUUGGAAAGUUGAUAAAAAGCAAAUUAUGGAAGUCCUACAGGAAGAAAAGUUAAGGCACUAUAACCUGGAAAUACAAGUGAAUGAUGUAGUACAGCUAAAUCUCAAUGAAAUCACCAACCUCAAACAUGAUCUGGCCUGCACUGAGGAGAAGAUGGUGUAUCAAUCUUAUGAGAGGUCCCGGGAUGUCUGGGAAGUGCUGGAUUCCUACCAGACCCGGCUUGUCAAACUGGAACAGCAGCAGCAAGCCCAACAACAGGAGGCAAUGGAGGUGCCCCAGGCCAGUAUGUAUAAGCUUUAUGGACAGCUCAUGAACCUUCUAUUGACCAUCGCUGCCAUUAUCCUGGUGUUUUUUUCAACAAUUUCAGCCUUUAUAGUUCCUCUUCUGCAUACUCCUAUGCGGGCCAUGUCCACUCUCCUUGUCAUCGUCCUCAUAACUCUUGCAUGGAAUCACUUCUCUGACAUUACUGAGUCAGACUGGAAAACGUGGCUUUCUUCAUCCUGA
Molecule: messenger RNA, 1239 nt
Organism: Thamnophis elegans (Western terrestrial garter snake)
Lineage: Eukaryota; Metazoa; Chordata; Lepidosauria; Squamata; Natricidae
Gene: TEX28
Product: testis expressed 28
Exons: 5
Coding region: 1-1239 (412 amino acids)
Cellular component (GO): endomembrane system
Source: RefSeq, a predicted model, not a curated record